AACGCCGCGCACCCGGGCGCCGGCCCGGCGGCUGCUCGGGCUGAGGCGCGCGCUGCGGUCGCCUCAGCUGGUGGCGGCGGCUGUGCCCGGGCCGGGCUCCGUGCGAUGGAGGCGUAGGGAGGAAGGCCGAGAGGCGCCCGAGACUUCUCCCGGGACGGACGGCCGAGCGGCCCGGGCCCAGGCCGACUCCGAGGACCAGUUGACAAAGUACCAUUCGUGGUGUUUCUCUGCCCCGUCCCCGUCUGCGACUUAACCACCUUCCAAGCUCCGCUGUGGAUGAACAUCCUAAUACUUCGAGACUCUUCUGGCAACAAGUAAUCCUUUAGAAAGAGGUUUCCCACAUAACAGCCAAGGGAAUUUGGUUGGCUGGUGCGCGGCAAAGCAGUAAGCUGGUUUGGAAAUAUUUGAAUCACAUUAUGGGAUUGCUAGACAGACUUUCAGGCUUGCUUGGCCUGAAGAAGAAGGAGGUUCAUGUUUUGUGCCUUGGGCUGGAUAAUAGCGGGAAAACGACAAUCAUUAACAAACUUAAACCUUCAAAUGCUCAAUCACAAGAUAUAGUUCCAACCAUAGGAUUCAGCAUUGAGAAAUUCAAAUCCUCCAGUUUGUCUUUUACAGUGUUUGACAUGUCAGGUCAAGGAAGAUACAGAAAUCUCUGGGAACACUAUUAUAAAGAAGGACAAGCCAUUAUUUUUGUCAUUGAUAGUAGUGAUAGAUUAAGAAUGGUUGUGGCCAAAGAAGAACUUGAUACUCUGCUGAAUCAUCCAGAUAUUAAGCACCGCCGAAUACCAAUCUUAUUCUUUGCAAACAAAAUGGAUCUUAGAGAUGCAGUGACAUCUGUAAAAGUGUCUCAGCUGCUGUGUUUAGAGAACAUCAAAGAUAAACCAUGGCAUAUUUGUGCUAGUGAUGCCAUAAAAGGAGAAGGAUUGCAAGAAGGUGUAGACUGGCUUCAAGAUCAGAUCCAGGCUGUGAAGACAUGAAAAGAUAGUAUUUGGAAACUUCAACAAUUUUCAAUUCAAGGAAUGUAUCUUAAGGCAACUGAAUACUUCAAAUUUUUUAAAAGAUGUUUGUGCAUCUAAGAAUACUUAAUAAUCUUCUGCUUGCAUUUAUGGACUCUGAAUGAGCUUUUUAAGAACAUAGGACUUCAGUGAAUCUUUCUCAUUAAGGAUGCUCCUGCUGGGAUUUACAAGGGACUGCCUCAGAACCGUUACUGAUUCUUCCUUCUGAUCACUCGAUUUUAAUGCCACACAUGGAGUUUCAUCAACAUAUAGUGCUAAACCUUUUCUGGUGAUUUAGAAUAAACCAAGAGGGACAAAUUAAAUCCUUUUCGAAAUUUGAAGUCACCAAGUAAUGCUACUGGUCAUAGAGAAAUACCCUACUUCAAAUUGUUUUUCAAGAGACCUGAAUAUCAGUAUACAUGCAUUUACUGAGAUAAUCCUCUAAUCAACUCCAAGCAGAAAAAAUGUGUGUCCCCACUACCUGGGCUUAAAGCUGCUUAAAACCCAGAAUUGAGCAUCUGUUCAGACAGAGCUCCAGGAGAAGUUCCAGCUCAAAGAGUGGGAAGGAGUUUGCUAAUGAUCAGCAAAACACAAGGAAAUACUGCAUUCUUUUCUAUACUUUGUUGUGCAUGAACCCUUAACCAAUCUCAAGUAUUCAACAGCAACAACAAUAGCAACAGUGGCAGUGGGGAACUCACAGCUAAAAUUCUGAAGAAGGGGACCCGCCUUCUACAGAAUCCUCAUGGUCCCAAAAAGUUGUGGUAAAUGCUCAUUCCUUUUGUUCUAUUUUCCCACCCCUUGGCCCCAGGCAAGGGCACACUCGAAGAGUAUGACAGAGUAGAGUACAUAAAGCAUCAGCUUUCUAGCUGGCAGAUCAAAAAAGGGAGCUGCAGAGAACUGGAAAGUACAAGGGAGAUUGGGAGAGGUAGGAGAUGGGCAACACGACUCCAUAAAGUUGUUUGUGGACUCUCAGCCUUAACCUCAGUGUGGAUGGUGGGUCUGAGUGUGGGUCUGAGGAUAAAUAAUGCGUAGACUUUGAGAACCAAACUAUAGGAUAGACUAUGACCCAAAUUCUAGAUUGGCCACUGGGUAGCAUAUACUUGGACUACACCUGAAUAAAAACCACAAAAGUUUUUGAAAACAGAAAUAACUAAUUGAUUGCUAUGAGGCUGGUUAAAACUAUUGGCCUGAAUGCAACCAGGUUGAAUGUUUAAAACAAAAUGAUUAACAGUCUCCAUGGAAUUUAAGUAAUGCUCAGACUCUCAUAAUAUAUGAAAUGUCCAGGAUACAAUGCAAAAUUACUAAGUAUACAAAAGCCAGGAAAACAUUCACCUGGAAAGAGAUAAAGCAGCUGAUGCCAAUGCCGAAGUAACACAGUCAUUGAAGUUAUCCAACAUAUUUACCUAACUUCAAAACAGCUAUUAUAAAAAUGCCCAAAGUUGAGAUGAACAUUCUUGAAACAAAUGGGGAAAUAAAAAGUCUCAGUAUAGAACCAGAGGAUAUAACAACAAAGAUGAGUGAACAUUUUAAAAUUGAGACAUAACAAUAACUGAAAUAAAAACUCACUGGACAGAUUCAAUUAAAGAAUAAAAAUUAUAUUGAUUUCUUUUUGUUGUCUGGUUGCCGUGGCCUAGACUUCCAAUACUCUGUUAAAUUGAAAUGGUGCAAGUGCACAUCCUUGCCUUGUUCCUGACCUUCGGGGAAAAGCUCUCAGUUUUUCUCCAUUGAAGAUGAUAUCAGCUGUGGGUUUUCCACAUCAAUAAAGGCCAUACCUUUAUUAUUUUAUGUUGAGGUAUAUUUCCUCUAAACCCACUUUGUUGAGGGUUUUUCAUGAAUGGAUGUUGUACUUUGUCAAAUGAUUUUUCUGAUUUUAUUGAAAUGAUCAUGUUUAUUAUUAUCUUACUGAUGUGAUGUGUGCAUUUGAUUUGCAAAUACUGAGGAUCCUUGCAACCCAGGAAUAAAUCCCACUUGAUCAUGGUGAA
Molecule: messenger RNA, 2977 nt
Organism: Canis lupus familiaris (dog)
Lineage: Eukaryota; Metazoa; Chordata; Mammalia; Carnivora; Canidae
Gene: ARL6
Product: ADP ribosylation factor like GTPase 6
Exons: 12
Coding region: 417-977 (186 amino acids)
Biological process (GO): vesicle-mediated transport; protein localization to cilium; cilium assembly
Cellular component (GO): axoneme; cytoplasm
Molecular function (GO): GTP binding; GTPase activity
Source: RefSeq, a predicted model, not a curated record